CAUUUGCAUGUGAAAACUUGAAUCCCCACCCGCUUGGCUUCCCAGCACUUCUCAUGUUGUGAUGUCUUCAGUUCUUUUUUUUUGCCUUCCCUCUCCAGUAGAGAAACUUCACUUUGCUUUUCAACACACUUUUUUAAUCUCUCUGAAAAACCCCGGAUAAGAAUGAACUGCCAACGCGCCGGGAGAUUUCCCCAUAACUGACAGCUCAAGUGUUGAGCUCUGGAGCUUCAUCCAUAUCGGGAGAGUAAUGAUCCAAGCCCCAGCCACAAUGGAAUCCAAUCUAUCUUUGCUCUCCUCCUUGAAGGAAGAGUUCAAGCCUGAAGAUUACAUACAGCCCCAUUACAAAGAGUCUUAUCGUCUAGCCAUUGACUGUCUGGUCAGUGGUGGCAAACAUGUGUAUCAGGAAUUCAUCAAAGCUGAGAAGAUAAUGAGCUUCCUUUCUGAGGACGAAAUCAACUUCAUCAUCCAGAAUGCCGAGCAGCUACCAGUUUGCGCCCAGCCGGAGGAAGUGGAACGACCAGCAGACGAGGAGGCCUCUACAGGGACUUACUGGCCCACGCACUCAGAUGCCCCUCCCCCUGACCUGGACCUGGGAUGGCCGGAGGUUAUACACAACAGGCUGCAGACCAACAUAGACCUGCUCUACCAUCCACCCAGACUAAACAGCCCCACCAUCAAGGAGGUGGUGAGGAAACACAUCCAGGAUGCUAGACAGGUCAUCGCAAUCGCCAUGGACGUGUUUACCGAUGUGGAUAUUUUUAAAGAGGUGGUUGACGCGGCUGUCAGAGGUGUUCCCGUCUACAUCCUCCUGGACCACGAUCAGUUCAAAAGCUUUCUCACUGUGGCUGAAAACCAUGACAUCCAGAUCCAAAAACUCAGGAACAUGAGGGUGCGUACUGUGAAAGGCCAGGAAUACCUCUGUAGGUCAGGCGCCAAGUUCCACGGUGGAAUGGGGCAAAAGUUUCUCCUAGUGGACUGCCAAACAGUGUUUUUUGGAUCAUACAGUUUCAUGUGGUCCUUUGAGAAGAUCCACCUCAGUAUGGUUCAGGUCAUAACAGGCAGGCUGGUGGAGUCUUAUGAUGAGGAGUUUCGGACUCUUUAUGCCCGCUCCACUAUUCCAGAAGAAUUCCAGCCUCAGGAAAUCUCAUCAGAAAGGAGGUUAAAUGGCAAAGUGGAGGGCUACCUUGGUCACCCAACCAAAAUGUUUGAAAGGAGUGACCAGUUAAGGCAUACACUCGAUUCAGUGUACCGACAAACUUGUGAAAGGCAACCAGGCUUUAAGAGUACACUGGAGGACCUCCCCAACCCUAUUACACAUCAAAGUAGAUUCCUUCAAGAAACGACAGAUUUCAACAAACGGCACAGCUAUGCGGGGGAGAGACGGGAGCCUUCUUACAUCCCUCACUAUUACAGGCAUGGCUCCAGUAACUGGAAUGUGGCAGAAGAAAGCAGGCGUUAUGGAGGGAACCACUACUCAAGCACAAUGGAGAACCCCUAUGAAAGCUCCAGGUUGAACAUGAUGAACAGGAACACUAACUUGCGCCAAUCCUACCACGGACAUGACAAACAAGUUCUCUCAAUGCAGCAGAACCUACCGAGCUUGGCAAACGCCUCCAAAUCCUUCCUGCGCACCUGGAGGAUAGAGUCCUACCUCAAUAACAGUGAGGUACCCAUUGGAGAGUCCUAUGACUAUCUGGACCCAUAUGAGUUGGAGAACAAGCCUGCUCCUACUUUGCAUUCUCGUCUUAGGUCAUCCCUGGUUUUCAAGUCCACCAUACCAGAACAUCCAGAAACCAACAGUUACACAAAUGGGUCCUCAUCCUCAAUACGCCACGAAGACCAGUUUGGGAUGCGGCCUGGUGCGCAGUACUACUCCUCAUCGCAGUGGAAUCAAUCAGGGUUGACGGACAAUCGUGAAGAAUUCAUGAUCAAGAGACGGAGUAUUCAGAUUUUAGACCCCUCAGGAAACAACAUGAGCUACACCUCAGGAAGAGAUGCAAUAUAUGCAAGCCUCGGCAGGGCUAAAAGUCGAAUCCUGGCUAAGGACCCUGAGCAAGAGAACUUGUACAAGAGGCACAGUGUGGCGGACCCUAGAUAUAACUCAUACAGCAGUAACGUUAAGGAGUCCUCCAGCCACAUGUAUGGGUCUCUGUCAAGAAGACAAACAGAGAGGAGCACAGUAGGAGAGAAUUCGAGAGGCAGAGAGUAUUCCCAAAAUCUCAAGGAGGACCACAGAUCUGUCUCUCAUCAUGACUUCAAAAGGGCCGAGAGCAAAGACCCGCCGCGUACAAUUUGGCAAGAGCCUCCCUCCAGGACCGUGUCGGCAACGGUUCUAGAAGUGGAGGACAAAGAACAGAGCAAACUUAAUGGCAUGUCAUCUCCACGUUUCUUCAAAAAGAGCACGAAGAAAAUAAAGUCGCUUCUAAACAUUCCUGAAAAGAGGGAGGGCUCUCCGAAAAGAAGGAAUAUUUCAAGCACUAAAGUGGGUGGCAGUUCUGACACCAUUCUUUCUGAAGAUGGGGAGCAGAAAGCACAGCAGGACUGCACAACCAUUUCUAUGAAAUCCACUGACAGCAGCAAGAUGAAAAGGGCAAAUGGGGGACUCUCUGGAAAUGUGAACCACGCAGCGGUCUUCUCCGGCGAGUCGUCUGCUCCUCGUUUCGGUACAGAGGAUCUCCACAGCUCCUCAGCAGGUGAUGGGAUCGUGAAAACAUCAGGACAGCUUUGUACAAAAGCUACAAAUGAGAGAUCAGCUAUAGCACGAGGAACAAGUCAGUGGCAGAGAGAUCACAUUGGCCCAAACAGAUUGUACAGCAGAUUUGAGCCCCUUUGCACAUUUGAGACUAAACGUACCUCUUCAGGCCAGGGCACCACUCUGUCUGCAAAUAGUCAUACAGCAGAGAAACAAAGAAGUUCUUACAUUACGAGAGGAAAUUUGAGCACUGAACAGAGCAAUCAUAUACUUCCACAGACACAAAUUCAAGACAAUAAAUUUGGACGUUUUAUACAAAGGAUGGGAAAUUUGAUAAACAAGAAUAAGUGACAACGGACAACCCUGCCACUAACAGACAAUACAGUUGCUUACUUGGAUGUUUCCAAGUUGCUAAUGCCAUUGAUGAAGUUGGCACUUCACUACACACUCACACUUAAAACUUUUUGACCCAAAGCAGGGAGAUUUCUCACUGGCUCUAGAAAUAAACAACCUUCAAGUUGUUACAUAAUGUUGCUGUAAGUUGGAUUCUGAGCCUUGGCUGGGCCUACACUACAUGAUUUUUGCCCCUUGCGUCAAAUUUUCACAAUCUGAAGUGAUUUUCCAGGUCGGGAGCUCGAUCGGAAGUGACUGACGGUGUGGAUGAUCUGGUAAUAUAAGAAGAGAAAGAAGUGAAUCUUUAGCCCUUUGAUCGAACUCUGAAGUGAUCAGAGUUCCUCUGAUAUUAUCUAACGUGUUUAAUAUUUACAACUCAAAAUAUCCGUAGUGUGAGAAGGUCAGAGAUUUACUCAACAAGUGAUUCCAACAACAGCCAAUCAGAAAGCUAGAAGAGCAGAGAAACAGGUGAAGAGACGUGACAGAGGAGCUGUGUGUAAAACACAGGCAGAUAAGAGCCGAUGUCAUGCUUAUAAUGUUGAUCCAGAUCAGGUCACUCUCUAAACAGUUUCAGCUCAGCUGCCAGUUUGUAGUGAAAUACUUCUCCAGCUCUCACUGUAUCAGUGUUUCUCACCACGAUUUAAUCCCCAUUUUUGCACUUCGCUGCACAUAAAUGCACAAACAGGUCCAGUAAGUUUAGCUUUAUUUGUGUCAGGUGAUCUGAGGAGAUCUGGGAGUUUGAGUUCUUAUUCGUAGCUCAGACUCAUUAUGUGUGUUAUUCUCUCUCUUUGCCUUCUCAUCUAGUCUGAGUGCCUCACGACAAAAAGACAAGAAAUUCUGUGACAAACUGACGUUAAGUUUGUGAUGCUCUCCGUUUUAGAAAUCUGUUAAGAUUGUAAAAGUUAUGUAGUGAACGCCCAGCCUCACCCAGUUCAUCCACAACCUUACUACACUACACAUGGAAAUAACUGGUAGUUUUUCAACUGUUAUAUUAAUUAAUAAGGUGCAAUAUUUUAUAUUGUGCUAAGUUGUGCUAAAGUAUGAGAUUGACAGGUGCAUGCUGACUGUGGAUUUAGAUACCAGUGUUGUUUAUCUGUGUAAUUAACAAUGUUUUUUAAAAUGUUUUUGCUUUACCUCAUGUGCAAAAUGUUACUGUUCUUUAUUAAUUGGUUGUGGGAGGAUUUCAUUGUAAGGCUGGUCCCAUUUACACCUGGCGUUAGUGUACUGUGUGGGUGAUCUGAUCAUAAGUUGACAGUAGGGGUGUUACGGUUUGACAUUUCAAUAAUAAGAUAACUUGGCCAAAAAUAUCACCAUUUUAUGAUACGCAAAGAUAUUAAAAACACAUGAAAAUUUGAGCAAUAAACCACUUGAAUGACACCU
Colossoma macropomum (tambaqui) is the source of this 4465-nucleotide messenger RNA. It is a transcript of the gene sack1b, whose product is annotated as family with sequence similarity 83 member B. Gene Ontology annotation, biological process: epidermal growth factor receptor signaling pathway. The record is from RefSeq and is a predicted model, not a curated record. NCBI's taxonomy places the organism in Eukaryota, Metazoa, Chordata, Actinopteri, Characiformes, Serrasalmidae. Bases 248 to 3043 code for a protein of 931 amino acids. The transcript is spliced from 5 exons. Gene Ontology annotation, cellular component: cytoplasm; membrane.